Molecule: messenger RNA, 890 nt
Organism: Helianthus annuus (common sunflower)
Lineage: Eukaryota; Viridiplantae; Streptophyta; Magnoliopsida; Asterales; Asteraceae
Product: protein P21
Exons: 1
Coding region: 29-700 (223 amino acids)
Biological process (GO): defense response
Cellular component (GO): extracellular region
Source: RefSeq, a predicted model, not a curated record
UCUCACUUUGCAUUCACCCAAAACCACAAUGACCACCUCCACCCUUUCCACUUUCCUUCUCUUUGCUCUACUUCUUCUUCAUUCCACCAGUGCAGCCGUUUUCAAUAUCCGAAACAACUGUCGAUACACCGUUUGGGCUGGCGCGGUUCCUGGUGGAGGCCGGCAGCUUAACCCAGGCCAAACCUGGGCUUUAACCGUCGCAGCUGGCACAAAAGGAGCCCGUAUAUGGCCCCGAACCGGUUGCACCUUUGAUGGCUCAGGGCGAGGCAGGUGUCAAACCGGUGAUUGCAACGGUCUCCUCCAAUGCCAAAAUUAUGGUACCCCACCUAACACAUUGGCCGAGUACGCUUUGAACCAAUAUCAAAAUCUUGAUUUCAUUGAUAUCUCUCUAGUGGACGGAUUCAACGUGCCGAUGACAUUUAAAGCCAGUUCUGGGGGUUGCAGCCGUAGUAUCGUAUGUACUGCGGAUAUCAAUGGUCAGUGUCCUAGCCAGUUACGGGCUCCGGGUGGGUGCAAUAACCCUUGCACCGUGUUCAAAACUGAACAGUAUUGUUGUAACAAUGGACCUUGUGGACCAACUGAUUUUUCAAGGUUUUUCAAACAGAGAUGCCCUGAUGCUUAUAGUUAUCCUCAGGAUGAUAGAACUAGUUUAUUUACGUGCCCUGGUGGAACCAACUAUGAAGUUAUAUUCUGCCCUUGAUCGAUCGAGGACAUUAGAUAAAAGAGGUGAUCGAAAUAUAAUAAGAACUGCAAUAUAGAAAUGAUGCAGUAAUAUGAAGUGAAUAAGUAAUUAAGGGGCUUUUCUUCCUUGAUUAUAUAUUGUAAUACAGUAAUGUCAUCUUUUAUCCAAACUAGUGGGAAACCCGCGCGUUGCGGCGGGCUCUACAAUA